Messenger RNA from Dama dama (fallow deer), 708 nucleotides. It is a transcript of the gene SPMIP5, whose product is annotated as sperm microtubule inner protein 5. The record is from RefSeq and is a predicted model, not a curated record. Lineage: Eukaryota; Metazoa; Chordata; Mammalia; Artiodactyla; Cervidae. Bases 1 to 708 code for a protein of 235 amino acids. The transcript has 5 exons.
AUGGAGUCUUCCAAGACCUUCAUGAGACAGAUGCCGAUCACACCAGGCUACAGUGGCUUCGUGCCCUACCUGAGCUGCCAGGGCACCUCCAGCGAGGACAACAUGGCCCACUGUCUGAAAAUCUUCCAGGAGAACACACAGCGGUAUAAAGACCGGCUGGAGGAAUUCCACUGCUCUGUGGCCGCUGCCGCAAACCUGAAACCUGUCCGCUCGGAAGGGACGGUCCUGCGGACACUGCACCAGUAUUACAGGCAGUUCCAUCCCUUGAGUCUGGAAUGCAAGAACAUAAAGAAACCUCUCCAUGAGCCCCCCAUCCCCGGCUGGGCAGGCUACCUGCCAAGAGCCAGGGUCACUGAAUUAGGCUGCGCCACGCGGUACACCGUCAUGGCCAGAAACUGCUACAAGGACUUCCUGGACCUCAUGGAGCGGGCCAAACAAGCACAUCUGAAACCAUAUGAGGAAAUAUAUGGAGUUAAGUCCACACCACCUCCUCCUACUCCUCCUCGAAAAGUUUUGUUGCAUGAAGGGCUGCUGCCAAAAUAUCCGGAUUUCUCUAUUCCAGGUGCGAGGUGUCCUACCCUCAGCCGAGCCUUGAUGGAGGACCCCAGGCCCCUGAUGACGUGUGACUGUACUCAGAGGCCAAGUGUUUGGUGCGGCGGGAAGAUUUAUCUAGAGCCGUUGUCUGCAGGAAAGGACAUGGAAGGGUAG